ACUCAGUCAUCGACUGGUCAGUGCACAAGAAGUUGGAUAUAGACUUGCAAACCUACCACUCAUAAGAUCCUCAAGAUUAACUGUCUCAAUAAACACCAGGCCACCUGAGAGUAGAAUGCGCCUGCUCAAACCCAGAGAUGAACUUGCUCAACUUGAUGACACAUCAACAGACAUUUUCAUAAAGGGCACUGCACAGUAUUAUGCAAUGAGACCACAUGGUGAUCCAUGGGACAAAAUGUCAUUAUACACAUUUGCAGCAUCAUACUCAGUGACCUCAACUAAACCAUCAAGUGCUUCUGAAAAUGUCAAGUUGCAGCAAUGUGACAAAUGGAUUAAAAAACGCCACAAUUAUGCAUGUGUCAGAGGCACAAGACUAACCUCUGGAAAUGGAGAUGACUAUUUCUAUGGCCUGUUAUACCUAUACUGCCCAUGGAGAAAUGAAAAUGACAUAGUUAGUGACUACGCUUCUGCUCAAGAUGCUUUCAUUGCAAAAAAAAAUCUAUUUGACUACAGCCUUGCACAACAUGUGCACUUCACAACAGAAAUAGAACAAGCCAUCAUGCAAGUGCGCCUGCUUUCAAAUGAUCUUUCAUCUAUUGCUGAUACCCUUGCACCCAAUGUGACUCAUCAGCAGCUACAAAUCAACCAUGAAUUUGACACUGAAGAGCUUUACCUUGAUCCACAAUGGACAUCACAAAAUGCACAUCAAGCAGCAGCUGCUACUGCUGCUCAAAGUACCACCAACAAUGCCGACAGCACAUCUGAAAAUCUUACUAUGCUACAUGAUGAUUCACUGGCAUGGAAUAAUCUCACUCGUAACACAAUGACUGAUAAUGCAUUCUACCAAGCACUUAGUAAUAUGUCACAUGACCAACAACAGAUAUUUGAUACAGUCAAACAGCAUUUUGUGGCACUGCAAAAACAUGAAGUCAACCCAGCCAACCCCAAACCAGAAUCUUUGCGACUCUAUGUAACAGGAGGAGCAGGCUGUGGCAAAAGCUUUCUUAUCAAAAUAAUCAAUGAAUACUUGAUCAGAAUAUCUAACCAACCAACAUCUCCUGUCGUACUCACCGCACCAACAGGUGUAAGCGCCUACAACAUCGGUGGCUCCACAGCACAUUCAGCUCUAUCACUACCUGUUGACCAUACCCGAAAGGGAAAAACACAAUACCUACCACUCAGUGCUGAAAAGCUGUCACAACUCCGACGCAAAUUCAACAACGUUCACACAGUUAUCAUUGAUGAAAUAAGUAUGAUAAGCAACGUCAGACUGGAACACAUUCACAUACGCCUAUCAGAAAUCAAAGACACUACUGCCGACCAACACAGCUACUUCGGCAAUCUGAAUAUCAUUGCCUUUGGCGACUUCUACCAGUUGAAACCUGUCUUUGGAAGAUUUAUAUUUGAAGACCCACCAGGUCAGCAUGAACCUCUUAUUCAUUUGUGGAGAUCAUUCUUCAAGCCCCUAUUUCUGACAGUCAAUCACAGACAAAAUGGUGACAAAGAGUACACAGAGCUUUUGAACAGAGUACGUGUCGGACUUCCAAACAAUGCAGACAUUACCCUCCUUUCCAAUCGUGUGAUGACAAAGUCAGAUAUUCAACAAUCUCCAUUUUCAUCAGCACUUCAUAUCUUUCCAACAAGAGAUCAAGCUGCAGAGUACAAUAAAGAGCAACUUGAAAGACUGCACUUUCAAACGAAUACCCAAGUACAUGUACUAACAGCAAUCGAUGAAAUGAUUGAUGGUCCUGUAAAUGCAAAAGACAUCCCUGCAAAAGAUCUCAUAUCAACAAAUACAAGUGAAACAGCCGGUCUUGAAAAGAACCUCCACCUUGCCCAAGGUUGCCGUGUUAUGCUUUUGAGAAAUAUACUGAGUGAAGAUGGACUUGUGAAUGGUGCACAAGGCACUGUUGAAGACUUCCUAUUUGAAAACUCUGGAAGUGAUGAACUGAGUGAGUCAACAAGCCUUAAUGAACAAACUAUUACAGGAGUGUAUGUCAAAUUUGAUAACCCCAAGGUUGGCCAAACAAUACAAGACCAUUGCAAGAACAACGCUAUUCUUAUUCGACCAAUCACAGCAAGAUUUUUUGCACACUAUGGCACAGUUUUCACUCGAACCGCGUUUCCACUUCAACUUUCAUAUGCAUCAACUGUGCACAAAGUACAAGGACUUUCAUUGACAAAAGCAGUACUUGACAUUGGAGACAAAGUGUUCAGCUCUGGCCAGACCUAUGUUGCCCUGAGCAGAGUUACCUCUAUUGAUGGCUUAGCAUUGCUAGACUUUAAACCAAAAAAAAUCUCAGUAUUUCAAUCUGUGAUAAGAGAAAUGAAAAGACUAACUGACAGUAUAACACAAAAUUCUCAAACUCAAGAGACAGAAGACACAUGAUCAUGCAUCUGACUAUUUACCUCACAUUGCUAAAUAGAAAAGUAACAUGACAUAAUUACUGUAAAACCCAUAAAAACUACACUUGUGUAACCAAAUUACUCACUAUAAUACCUAUGAAAACUACACCUCUGCAACAAUAUUGCUCACUAUAAAACCCAUAAAAACUACACCUGUGUAAAAAAAUUGCUCAGUGUCAUUCGUACCACAAAUGCAGAAACCAUCAUGUACCCCACCCGUGCAUGCGGUACCCACUCAUCUGACCGCAGUAUCCGAACCCCACCCGUGCAUGCGGUACCCACUCAGCUGACUGCAGUUCAUCGAAAUCCACCCGUGCAUGCGGUCAGCUGACCGCAGUAUCCGGGCCCCACCCGUGCAUGCGGUACCCAGUCAGCUGACUGCAGUAUCUGGACCCCACCCGUGCAUGCGGUACCGCAGUAUCCGGACCCCACCCGUGCAUGCGGUACCCACUCAGCUGACCGCAGUAUCCGGACC
This is a messenger RNA of Branchiostoma floridae (Florida lancelet), 2881 nucleotides long. Its product is annotated as ATP-dependent DNA helicase PIF1-like. Gene Ontology annotation, biological process: telomere maintenance; DNA repair. The transcript has a single exon. NCBI's taxonomy places the organism in Eukaryota, Metazoa, Chordata, Leptocardii, Amphioxiformes, Branchiostomatidae. The record is from RefSeq and is a predicted model, not a curated record. Bases 116 to 2389 code for a protein of 757 amino acids. Gene Ontology annotation, molecular function: DNA helicase activity.